AUGGAUCUUUUAUCAAUCCUCCCCUCCUUCCCCACAAAACCCUACACGCACAUCCUCCCCCCUCUCGAACGAAACAACAUCAACACCGUCGACCUCAUCACCCUCGACACCCUCGAGAUCGCAAAACGCGCCCAUGUGCCCCCCGCCGACGUCCGCCGCCUGUCCGCGCAAAUUGUCGACGCCCUGCACCACGAUGUCGGGUUUGAAAGGGACAUAGCGCCGGAGGAGCCAGAGAGUACGCAGUCUUUGAGUUUGAAUAAUGAUGCGGCGAUUGUUCCGGGGGUGUUGAAUAGGUUGGAUUUGUCGCAAUGGGGAAUGGUUAGCACGUUGGAUCCUGCGAUGGAUGGGUUGUUGGAGGGUGGGAUUCCGGCGGGUUAUGUUACGGAGGUUACGGGUGAGAGUGGGAGCGGCAAGACGCAAUUCCUCCUAAGCCUCCUCCUCGCCGUCCAACUCUCCAGUCCCAAAGGCCUGAACAAAAGAGCUAUCUACAUAUCCACCGAAGCGCCUCUGGCCACGCCGCGUCUCUCGCAAUACCUCAAUUCCAAUCCAUACCUCUCGACCCUGCCACCGAACCAACGACCAUCCUUACAAAAUGUCCUGGCCAUCAACGCGAUGGACCUGGAAAGUCAGGACCAUAUCCUCAAUUACCAGCUUCCUGUCGCGAUAGCACGGUAUAAUGUCGGAUUGGUCGUUAUCGAUUCCAUAACCGCGAAUUUCCGCGCGGAGCAUUCGUCGCAUGAUGUGAAUUCGCUCUCGACGCGGUCCGGGGAACUAGCGAAGCUAGGACAUAUGCUGCGCAACUUGGCAGCAAAGGAGGAUAUAGCUAUCGUGGUUGCUAAUCAGGUCUCGGAUCGAUUCGAUCCAAUAGAUAAUGCGAAUCCGUACAUCGCAUCGCGAAUACCUGCUACCGCGGCACCUCAACCAACACCAGACUCACCAAUGCCCAAAAACCGCCUAGUACCAGGUUCGGGAGCAGAAAGCAACAUUGACCUCCUACAAGUACAAAUACAAAAUCAACACCCACCCUCCUCAUCACCCGCCUUACCCUCCUCUCCCUUUCCUUUAGAAGAAGACCCGCAAUUCGACGGCUCGUAUCUAGUCGGCAAUCCCGUCCGUAAUGAGACACUGAGCUUAAUACACCAGCAACGUUUCUUCACAGGAUGGGGUGACUCGCCGUCAUCGUCGUUGUCGCAGAGACAGGCGCCAAAGACGCCAGCGUUGGGAUUCGUCUGGACGACGCAGAUUGCGUGUCGGAUUGCGUUGAAGAAGGACGAGUCUGGGCUGGCGUUUGAUCAGGAUUAUGGCGAUGGGUAUAUGAGUACGCAGGGCCACCGACAGGGGACAUCUCAGUCUCAGUCUCAGGAUGAGGCGCAGCUGUCUACGGACAAACCAGAUCCAUUCUCGACAGCGAAAACGGUACGGGAUAAUCCAGAAGCCAACAUAACUGCCAACCCAAAGCAGGAACGACCAUUAGAACAAACCUCAACACCAAAGCCCCCUCCAUCAAUACCAUCGGCACCAGCACCGAAACCCAUGGAAAGAACUAUAAAACGGACAAUGAAACUCGUCUUUGCGCCCUGGACAGCGGGAUCUACCAUCGGCGAGGACACUACAGCCACUGUCCAAGAUGAAGUCGAGUUCGAGAUUUGGAUGGGUGGGCUGAGGAGUGUUGGUUCUCAGCCGGAGUCAUAG
Molecule: messenger RNA, 1692 nt
Organism: Aspergillus chevalieri
Lineage: Eukaryota; Fungi; Ascomycota; Eurotiomycetes; Eurotiales; Aspergillaceae
Product: putative DNA repair protein (Rad57)
Exons: 2
Coding region: 1-1692 (563 amino acids)
Biological process (GO): DNA recombinase assembly; DNA repair; mitotic recombination
Molecular function (GO): ATP-dependent DNA damage sensor activity; ATP binding; DNA strand exchange activity
Source: RefSeq, a predicted model, not a curated record